UCUCUCGCUUGCGAAGGCGCAAUGCGGGGGACCGGAAGGGGCGGGGCCCGAGCCGCGACGCACUUCCGCCCUCCCGGCGCUCUCCGCGCGGCGACGCCAAAAUGGCCGCCGUGGCUCAGACCGAGGCUCCCGGGCGCUGAGCGGAGAAGGGCCGGAGGGCAGCCGACGUAGGGGACGGGAAGCGAACGGAAGCGGAAGGGCCAUGGAGCCCGCGGGCCCCUCCGCCUCCGGCGCCGCCGCCGCCGCCGCCCCCGCCGUGGGCCCCGAACGGCUCUUCGACGCGAACCGGCUGCCCAGCGACGGGCUGCUGGCGCUGUCGCUGCUGCUGUACGCGCCGGUGGGCCUCUGCCUGCUCCUGCUCCGGCUCUUCGUGGGGCUCCACGUCUUCCUGGUCAGCUGCGCGCUCCCGGACAGCGCCCCCCGGAGGUUUGCGGUGCGAGUGAUGUUCGGGGUGCUGGGUCUGCUGGUGCGCCAGAGCGGAGCCCCCCGCCAAGGGCAAAGGGCCCCCUGCGCCGGACUCCUGGUCGCCAACCACGUCACCCCCUUCGACCACAACGUCCUCGGACUCCUGCUCUCCUGCGCAGCGCCGGUCCUGAACGGCGCCUCCGGCUUCCUCUGCUGGUCCCGCGGCUUUUUGGAGGUGGGGGCGACGGAGAGCCGGGCAGAGCUGCUGGAGUCCCUGAAGGCCUACUCUUCCCAGGGGGGGAGCCCUCCGCUGCUGCUCUUCCCUGAGGAGACCACCACCAACGGCCGCGUGGGACUCCUGCGCUUCAGCACCUGGGCCUUCUCCAUCCUGGAUACUGUCCAGCCAGUGGCUCUGCAGGUCCAGAGGCCAUUCGUCACUGUGAAUGUGGCCGAUGCUUCAUGGGUGACUGAGCUCCUCUGGACCUUCUUUGUCCCCUUCACUGUUUAUCAAGUAAGGUGGCUCCCACCAGUUUCUAAACAAGCUGAGGAGACCCGUGACCAGUUUGCGUUGAGAGUUCAGGAGCUCCUGGCCUCAGAAUUGGGCCUUGUCUCUACUCGGCUCACUGCGGCUGACAAAGCGGAGUACAUGAAGCGUCUGCGCCACAGCCCCCGUGUUUCCUUCAGCUCCCCAGCCCUAAGCCAUCAGUCUCGAGCAUCCCACAGCGUGGCUGCCACAGAGGAUGUGCGCUUGGUGGGUCUGGCCCAGCGUGUCAAGGAGGUCCUGCCCCAUGUGCCCCUGGCGGUCAUCUGCAAUGAUUUGGCCCAGACAAACUGUGUGGAUGCCACCAUUGCCAACCUGCUGGAGGGGCGGGUUCCGUUUGUGCCCAGCGAGGGGGAGGCGUCGGAGGCCCCCCUCCUGGCUUCCUUGGGGUCCGGCGCUCAUGGCCCGGCCGCUUCUCCUUCAGCCACGGCACCCGCCAAAGUCUUUGCCAGGUCCCCAGAAGCGAGGCACCUUUCCCUGCAGGAGCGCAAGCAGGCACUCUAUGACUACGCCAGGAGGAGAUUCACAGAGAAACACGGGACGACAAUGGCGCAGAGAGAGGGCAGCCACUGACCGCCCAGCUGACCGAGGCUGUCCAUUCAUUCCUCUGGACUUCCGAGUCGGCCGGCAGCAGUUCUUUCUUUGUGGCGAGAGGGACGGCCGGCCAGACCGCUUCUGCCUUGUCUGUGCUGCCGGAGUUGCGUGCAGAGGGCCUUGGGCAGCAUCGGAUCCAUGCGCGGCACCGCAUCCCGGCUCCACAGAGCGAGGGGUGCAAGGUGCCCAGUCUGGCUGCCUUGACCGGGUCCGAACUGCCUCCUGUCCUGGGACAGGGUCCCUCUGUCCGUCCGUCCCUUUGUCGAAGGGGCUGGGCGAGAGGAAGCCCAAGGCGGGGAGGGGGGCUUUCCACUGUCAAAAUAAACCCGCUCUGAUUCUCA
This is a messenger RNA of Sceloporus undulatus (fence lizard), 1881 nucleotides long. RefSeq names its product AUP1 lipid droplet regulating VLDL assembly factor (gene AUP1). Gene Ontology annotation, cellular component: membrane. Gene Ontology annotation, molecular function: ubiquitin binding; acyltransferase activity. The transcript is spliced from 12 exons. Bases 203 to 1519 code for a protein of 438 amino acids. NCBI's taxonomy places the organism in Eukaryota, Metazoa, Chordata, Lepidosauria, Squamata, Phrynosomatidae. The record is from RefSeq and is a predicted model, not a curated record.